Molecule: messenger RNA, 4388 nt
Organism: Pygocentrus nattereri (red-bellied piranha)
Lineage: Eukaryota; Metazoa; Chordata; Actinopteri; Characiformes; Serrasalmidae
Gene: mul1
Product: mitochondrial E3 ubiquitin protein ligase 1b
Exons: 6
Coding region: 644-1705 (353 amino acids)
Biological process (GO): organelle organization; protein ubiquitination
Cellular component (GO): mitochondrion
Molecular function (GO): ubiquitin-protein transferase activity
Source: RefSeq, a predicted model, not a curated record
GCAGCCACUGAAGAAGCGCAGAGUCCGUUACCGGAGUUGUUUACGUGUCUUCAUUAGUUCUCGUUCUCGGGUUAAAGGAGUUAAAUGAAAAGUCUCUGCGCGUUUUUCGGCCUUAUAGCCAGUAUAGUCACUUCUCGCUCUUCUGGGAAAAGUUACUACAGUAUUUUCUAAGUGAAAACAGUUGCUGGUUUGGCACGUAACCUAGCUAGUUAGAUCGGUAAGCUAGGUUAGCUAUAGCUGGUUAGCGAUGCUGACUAGUCACACAGACUCUGUUUAGCAGCCUUAAUUGUAAAAAGGUUGGUUUGAUGUUCCUCAUUGUUGAUAUUACGUUAAAAUAAUAUAUAACACGCUCGAUUAGUUGUAAAGUAGCUUGUGACGAAGCUGAAGUCAGCGUCUUAUUCGCCAGUUGCUUGUUCGAAUUUUCCCGUUCCACCUUAAAUAGUGCAGCAGUUAUAUUCCAGCACUUUCAGGUGCCGUUUAAGGUGGAAAGGGAAAAUCUGGACCUGAAGACAACUAACCUCGUUAGCUUGUGCUAGUCUGUAAGUUGGCUAGCUUGCUGUGGGACGGAAUGCUCCUCUUGACUAAAUUGUGUGACCUUCCAGAAGUUUCGAGUCCAUAACUUCGGUUUCCAUCCACAUAAAAAAUGGACUCAAGUGGUGGGAAGCCCUCCACAGCCCAGAUUGUGCUUUUGGCCACCAGUUCAGCCCUCACUGCUCUCCUUUAUUCUAUCUACAAGAAGAAGGCAGGACAUGUUACUAGGCUAAAAGAAGCCCAGAAAAUAUCAUUAGAUCAAGAUCUGAAAAGCAUUCUGGCUGAAGCUCCAGGAAAAUGCAUCCCAUAUGCUGUUAUUGAAGGAGUGGUGCGGUCUGUGAAAGAAACUUUGAACAGCCAGUUUGUAGACAACUGCAAAGGAGUCAUUGAGAGACUCACACUGAAAGAAAAAAAGAUGGUCUGGAAUCGAACAACUCAUCUCUGGAAUGACUGUGAAAAGGUUAUCCACCAGCGCACCAACACUGUGCCUUUUGACCUGGCCUCCCACGAUGACAGUGUCACAACGACCGUGCGCGUUGUCCGUCCACUGGACGCAGCUGAGCUAGACCUGGAGACAACCUACGAGAAAUUCCACCCAACCGUGCAGUCCUUGAGCAAUGUCAUUGGCCACUUCAUCAGCGGCGAACGGCCACAGGGCAUCAGGGAGACGGAGGAGAUGCUGCGGCUGGGGGCCAGCAUGACAGGUGUGGGCGAGCUGGUGCUGGACAGCAACCUGGUGCGGCUGCAGCCCCCCAAGCAGGGUUUGCGGUACUUCUUGAGCCGACUGGACUAUGAAACACUGCUGGGGAAGCAGGAGGGCAGCCUGCGACUGUGGAAGGCUCUCACGCUGCUCGUGGGGCUGGCGGCCUGUGCCACGCUGCUCUACAUGCUGUGGAGGCACUACAUCUGGCGGAAGGAGCGAAGGAAGGAACGCAGUGUGCUGGAAGAGUUUAAGGAGCAGCAGAAGAGGCGUGUGCGGGAGUUGAACCUGGACGAGGCGGCCAUAUCCCCGAGCGCCUGCACCAUCUGCCUAAGCCGAGAGAAGUCUUGCGUCUUCCUCGAGUGUGGUCAUGUUUGCUCUUGUGACCAGUGCUAUCGUACGCUGCCCAAGCCGAAGAAGUGUCCCAUAUGCAGAGCUAGCAUAGAUAGGAUCGUGCCUUUGUACAACAGCUAAUAGCCUCUCGAUCAAAAUAGAUCUAGUAGCACUUAUUAAAGCUGCACAAGAUAUCGUUAAUCAUUGAUCAGUGAUUGUUAAUAGUCAUAACAUUGACCUUUACCGUACUGAUUCGGCAGGAGGCUAGAAUAUGCAAAAUUAACCAUCCAACAAAUUACAAAUGAGUUCAUGAGGGUUUUCUGACGAAUCAAGGGAAUCACAAUAUCCAACGACGAAAUCAUUUUAAAAUAUUUAAUCUUAGCGGCUCGUAGCACACAAAAACAAAUCUUUCUAAAGAUGAUUAGAGGGCUUGUUUGCAUAUUGUACCCUUCUGCAGUGUAAAGGCCAAUAAUAAUUAAACGAUGUAUUGUGCAGCUCUAGCAAAUACAUUAAAAGUAGAAUAACAGCAUGCAGCUCAGUGGUUCCCACAGAGUAGCCCUGCUCUGCAUAGUUAAGUGUUUUUCGGCUCUAAAUGCCAAAGAAAACCGACCAAACUUUCUGCUACAAACACAUUCUUUACAGUAUAAAGAUAAAGAACUGACGAGCCAAAUGAAUGGUGAGUGCCAGAGUGAAUAGACCUCUGAAUUCAUGUCUCCAUUUAGUUUUCGGUGUCAAGCCUAUGAAAGAAAAUCUGGUUCUAAGCAGGUUCCCUCUAUGGAAAAAAUAAAUGCCAUACCCUACUUUCGUGCCUGAUGUAAACAAAUGUUCCAUAGCCGAUAUUGAUCUUUGAUCCCCAAAUGUCAGCGGCUCGUCUGAAUGGAAAGGAGUCAAAUAUGAACCUGCCACAUCUACAGCCUGCUAGUAAACUUCAACACCAGCUACCCAAACUGUAGCCCACCACUGCCAAAGCAGCUUAACUACUACAUGUCAAAGCCUGCAGGCUUUUAUUUUAUGAUGCUGCCAGUGUUACGAUAUCAGUUCAGUGUGCAGCAGCGUCAGCUUGCAGGCAGCAAGAUAAAGGACCUCAGAAUUCAGAGGGAAAAUGUCUGCACAGCAAAACAUCUGGUUUUUGAGUACUUUUGUUAAUCAGGGUGUGAUGGUGGCGAUUUUUGAAACAUAGAUUUUCCCCAUAGAGAAGAACUGCUUAGACCUAGUACAGGCAUGAUUCUGACUUCAGAUGGAUAUGCGGAGAGAACGUUAUAGAACAGUGUGAAUGGUGGAGAACAUUCUAGAUUGUCCUGACACUCAACCACCGCUAAGGCACUGACCAAAACGUUCUUGUGUUUGCUUGAUUGAGGUGCUCUAGGCUUAAAACAGCCGCUUUAAAACCAGAAGGGUUUUUGUUUAGCUGAUCAAUUGGAGCAGGGAAAACACCAGAGUACACAGCACAGGGCUACUACAGGACCAGAGUUGGGAACCACUGCUGAAGCCUAUUUUUGUGUGAACACACUGCUGAAAAUGAUUCAUCAUCUGUUCAUGGGCAUCACAAAGUUCUUUGACCUCACGGUUAAAGGAGAGUUCCAAUUUUGCGGAAUUUCAGUAAUUCACUUGUUGCGAUGUUAAGUCAUUCAGAAUGGUGUGCUGUGAAAUGUUGCCUUAUAGUUAUCUGAUCCAUACUAAGUAAAAUGUCACGUUUUCUAUACUUAAAAAAAGAAAAAAAAUUAGAUUCUGUAAUUUAUUUAAGGCAGUACUAUUUUAGCAUGAAAACAAUUUGCACCAAAAUAGCUGAGGUAGGUGAGAUGGGUAAACUCAGGGUUGUACCAAGGAGAAGUUCAGAGUGUUUUGAUGUGAAAUGGUUCAUUGUAGACGAAACGGACUUGGUGAUGGGAACCAGGGAUUGUGAAGCCUAAAACACAAAUUUAGUCAUUUUAUUUACAAUCCAAAACAACUAGUGAACCUGCACGUCUUUUUUGAGUAACAACACUUUGCAUGUACCUCUGUGCAACGAGUAAAUAAAGGUUUAGACCAAAACCUUUUCAAAAUGCAUAUUCUUAACCGUUUCAUGCAGCAGCUUUCUGUGAGGGAGCUUAUAGUGACAUUGAAACACUUUAGACGUCUGGUUCCUAUCAAGAUCACGAAAGAACAAUUCUGACGCACAGUUCGCAUCACUCUAAACGGCGCCAAGUUUUGGGCAGAGUUUCUGAAAAAUCAGUGGAAUUCACCUUUAACAUGUAUAAAGAGGGUCUUAACCGAAUGGAGUCCUCAGUAAAUAAAGAUGCAAAAAUCUUGGUUAAGCAGGGGCAUUAAAAUGUGUGCGGCUGAUGUAAUCAUCAGAUGUGCCUUCCCAAAUAUUCUUUAUAUUUAUGGUUUCAAGAUAUGUAAUAUAAAAGUGAACAUAAUUGUGGAGCACAUGAUGAGACAUUAAAUGAAUGUAUCUUUGUAUGGAGCAGGUUUACUAUAUGCGCAAUAUAAAUUCAUCAUUAUUUAUCCUCUUUAAAUAGAUGUUUGUAUGCAUUUCUUGGAAGAAACGGGGAAGUAUUUAUCACAUUUUUCAUGAAAAGGUUCAAUAGAGUUUAUUUCCCCUCAUGAUAUACUGUAAUGUAUCUGAUCAGUGCUAAGUGUACUCUUUUUGGAACCAAAAGAGUAAAGACUUGUAUUCUGGAUGUGCUGUCAGUCUUAUGAGGUAGUACAGCAUUAAAGGAGCUUCAACAGGCCUAAAAUAUGCACCAAAAUAAGUUCUGUGUUGUACAUGGAGAAACUGCCACUGUCUAAAGAUGAUAUUGAGCAUUAUUCAACAAAUAAAAUGGCCUUUUGAUAAAACAGA